This is a messenger RNA of Funneliformis geosporum, 480 nucleotides long. The record is from the annotation of a GenBank genome assembly. NCBI's taxonomy places the organism in Eukaryota, Fungi, Glomeromycota, Glomeromycetes, Glomerales, Glomeraceae.
AUGGUAAAAUUCAUGAUUACACCUUUACUUGAUGGUAUUACAUUGCAACUUGAAAUUUGUUCUGAUGACACCAUUCAACAAUUAAAACAAAAAAUCGAAUCAAAAUUCAAUAUUAACGCUGAGAACCAAGAAUUAUUUCUUGGAGAAAAGAAGCUUGACGAUAAUCGUACAGCGAAUUAUUACAAAAUUUUUACAGACGAAAAAGUUAGGAUUGUACGAAAAGCUGAAGGUUUUAUGCAAGUGUCCAUUGUUGGUGCUUUAACAGCACAAGCUGGAAAAUCUACGACUAUUCUUCUCAAAAAAUCCGAUACCGUACUCGAAUUGAAACAAAAAUAUUUUGAAAAGAGAUUUCUUCCAGUAGAAGAACAGAUAUUGAUAAUUGAUAAUCAUCAGUUAGAAAAUCAUAAACUCUUGUCAGAUUAUGGUGUCAAAAAUGGGAUGAAUAUUUAUCUUGUAGGAAGAUUGCGUGGAGGCUUUUAA